Molecule: messenger RNA, 5729 nt
Organism: Vitrella brassicaformis
Lineage: Eukaryota; Vitrellaceae
Source: the annotation of a GenBank genome assembly
GCCAGACUGAGGCCCUUUGCAGUGGUUCCGGACGUGCGCACCUCUCUCUGGGGUUUUGACACACAGAUCACACAUCUGGCCGUCCCCUCGCACUGCACACGUGCCUCAACAUGGUUGAUGACGAGGAGGCUCCUCAGGGAGUCACAGUGGCUGUGCGUGUGCGGCCCAUGUGGGUCAAUGGCCGUGAGAAGGGGUGCAAGAACGUGGUGCUCAUGGAUGGCAAUGUGACGAAGAUCAUCAACCCGGAAGAUGAAGACGAAGAGCCGCGGGAGUAUGCCUUCGACAAGAGCUACUGGUCACACGACCGGUGAGUGAGAACAUUAAUUUGAUGCAUAUAUAUGAGAAAUGGCGUGUUUGCAGAUACAAGGAUCGUGGUGACGGUGUGUUCGUGCCUGACUCGGAGGACUCGCCGUAUGCAGACCAGGACAUGGUGUGGGACGAGCUGGGUUCCAUCAUUUUGGGGAAGGCUAUGCAGGGCUUCAACUGCACUGGUGACACGGACCAAACUGACUCAGUCAUGUGUUGUCUCCUCUGCCAGUCUUUGCUUACGGGCAGUCCGGUGCGGGGAAGAGCUACAGUGUUGUAGGAUAUCACCCCAACGUCGGCAUUGUGCCAAGGUGACCUACAAGCAGAAAGGGUGCUGUUUGUCAUUGACUCUGCACCUCAUCAGGUGUCUGAAGGAGCUGUUCAGAAUUGCCGACGAAAAUCAAGACCCAAAGAUAAAGUACCAGGUCGGUAGAGCCAGCAGCGCGCCUCUCAGCACAAUGAACGGACCAUUAUUGGCCCGUUUGUCUGCAGAUGGAAAUCGCGAUGGUCGAAAUCUACAUGGACGAGGUGUACGACCUCCUUGUCCCCCGCACCAAGACCCGCCAUCCCCUGAAGGUGUUCAUCUACAAGGGCGAAGUCAUGAUCUACGACCCCAAGGUCCGUAUACUGCCCAGCUGCAGGCAGGCCACUCUGUGAGUCUCGCUCGUGUGUUUGUUCGUUGAAGGAUCGCAAGAACAAGGAUAAGAUAUGGAAGGCGUGCAAGGACUACCAGCAGGCUGAAGGUGAGACAGCCACCAGAGACGCUGACAGACACACAUGUUCUGUCUCCCCUUUCUGGCAGCCUUUAGGCAGAUGGGAGACAAGGCCCGCACGGUGCGGCCGACAGGCAUGAACCCCUCAUCUUCUCGCGCACACACAGUGUUCAUUGUCCGCUUUACAAAGAGGCGGAAAGAAGGAGAGGUAAGCAGCGCACCCACAUCCGCCUACAGGCAUGUCUAAUCUUGCACCCUUUCAUCCAUUCAGGCGUGGAUUGACGAGUUUCGCUCGAAGAUCAACUUGGUGGAUUUGGCUGGCUCCGAGCGGCCGGCCGACACCGGUCUGACGGGGAUAGGUCUGGAGGAGGGUGUGGCCAUCAAUAGCAGCCUCUCAUCGCUGGGUCGUGUUAUGAAGCAGCUUGUGGACGGCACACGGGUCAACUACCGGUCGUGCAGGCUGACAGAGGUUCUGGCGGAGUCGCUGAAUGGCAAGGCCAUCACCAUCAUGAUCGCCGCACUCAGCCCGGCCGACAUUAACUACAACGACACCGUGAGCACACUCCGGUUUGCUGACAAUGCAAAGAAGAUGCCCGUGGUAGCCAAGAAGCAGCUCAGCCCGACCGAGCAGCUGAUCCAGAACCUCAAGGCCGAGAACGACAAACUCAAGGCGCUGCUGAAGAAGGCAGGUAGGUGUGAGAGACACACGCACCUCGCACACGGUGCCAUCUCUUUCCGCGAAUGCAGGCAUCACGAUGGAAAGCGAUGAGGAUACAGAUGCAACACCUGAGGACCUCAAAAAAGCAACAAAUGACGCAAAGGUCAGCUCAUCUGCCCAUCCACAACAGAAUUCACGUUAUCUCGGUUGUGUGGUCAGGCCGCAGCCGACAGCAAGGCCGCAGACAAGGACCGCGCGGCCAAGGAGGCCCAACAGGCCUCGCAGCUCGCCGAGGCAAAGGCCAAGGAGGCGCAGACCGCCAAGGCUAUUGCCGCCCGGGCUCAAUCCAUUGCUGAGGACGAUGUAAAGGAGAAGGCAGUGGCGGCAAUGUCGCUGAGACGACAGGCAGCCGAUGAAUCGAAUGCGGAAACGAAAGCUGAGCUCGAAAGGAAGGCCGCCGAGGCCGAAGAGAAUCUCAUGUGAGCACAGAAUGGCAUCGGGGGCAAGGCUAUAUCACCGAACAAGGGUGCCACAAUCGUGUGUGCAGGCAGGCUGAGGCCAAGGCAGCUGCCGCUCCGGCAGAGGCUGAUGAGCAAAUGAAGAAGCUCGAGUAAGCUUCAACACUCGUGUCCGACAAGCUGCUCACAAUAUUGGUCGUUUUACUUCAUGCACAGAGACGAAAUGGCCGAGGCACAGAGAGUCGCCAAGGUCGACACAGAUAAGAUGCAGGCAUAAUGCUAUCUCUCACUGGACCUGUCUACCUCCCAGUCCAAGCUUGCUGAGGCCAACCGCCGUGCAGCUGAGGCAGAGGAGGCGAGAAUCGAGGCCGAGGAGGCUGCCGAAGUCGCCAGCAUGCAGCUCAAUGAGCUCAUGGAACGGAAACGGGCCGUUGAAAUUAUGCUAGCAGACCAACAACAGGUGCGACCAUGAGAGGCACUGACUUGUUGAGACACAGACGCCUCAUAUGUGUGUGUGGUUCGAUAGGACUUUGCUGAGAAGCUGGCUGAGAGUGAGGCCAAGGCCAAGGAGAUGAUGGCCGCCAUGCAUGACAUGGGGCUGAGUGUCAAGGAAAUCAUGGCUGCUUUUGGCGAACACGCGGACAUUGAUGAGAACGAUCCGUAUCUCUUCAACUUGGCGGAAGACCCGCUCGAUGCUGGUAAAUAGAGACAGCACACUCAUACACAAGGUGAGGUAAAAAUGGUUGUCUGCAGGAGCUCUGUUGUACGCGUUACCAGACGGUCAGACCAAGGUGAAACGGCUGGUGGCCGGAGACACCGAGAAAGCCAUCAAGCUGGAGGGCCAUAGGUGAACGAGAAGAUCGGGACGGACGCCACCACCUCAUCGGGUCUCUGUCUCAGUGUGCAACCCCACCACGCGACCUUUGAGAACACGAAAAAGGGUUGCUCCAUAACACCUGAGGUGCUCGGCAAUAGACGUCCUUCAGUGAGUGUGUCCACCGAAGGAGUCAUCUGUGUCCACCGUGGCAGGGCAAGGCGGUUACCUUCGUCAACGGCGAGCCGCUCACUGCCAAACGAAGACUAGAGCACGGAGACAGACUGAUCUUGGGCAAUGAAUUCGCCUUCCGGUUAGUGGUGCCGUCGAAGAAGCAGGUACGCCAGCUGUGAGCCGUGAACGUUCACACAGCUGACACCACCCGACGCGGGAUAUCUGUAGGAGCGGGAAAAAAAGAAAGUGGCGGAAGGCGAAAUAUACGACUGGGACGCGUGCUUCGAGGAACUCGCUAAGGCAAACGGUAUGAAAUCACGUUGUCGGAGGUGAAUGAAGGGGUUUGUUGUGCAGAUGUUGAUAUUGAAAGAGACAUAGCGGAGCUGAGGUCAAAGCUGGACUGCGAAUAUAAAGAGAAGCAGCAACAACUGGAGAAGGAAAAGGUACGACGUAGCAGAAGGUGGCUCAAUGUCGGUGUGCGUCUCCCUCUUUCAGGCUGCCCUCGAGGCCCAGCUGGCGCGGGAGCGAGCUAAGUUCCAGGCAGAGAUGGAACAGCUGAAGCGACAACGUGCCGAGGGGCAGGCAAGUGAUGAGAUCGACGACAACGAAGAGACGCAGAGGAUGUCUUUCGAUGCACUCGCCAGGCAACUCAUGGAACAAGUACUACUAGCACCACAGACCACACUUUCGUCCACACAUGAAGGUGUGUCCAUGUCUCACAGAAAGAGGAAGUGGAAAAGACCCUCAAGGACCAGGCCAACUUGGCCAGCAUCACCAGGGCACACACCGCCAUCGACACGGAUCUCAGAGUGGUCCGGUCGCAGAUGAGGGAGCUCCAGCCACGGCUGGUCGAGGCCAACAGGAUUUCCAAGGCGCUCUCGAUCGGAGUCAAGUAUUCCUUCAAGCUGCUCGACGUCAAAGUGCCUAGCACCAAGAGGGGCAAGAAGCAGGGUGGGGCUGAGGGUGAGGGUGAGCGUCGCGUGGUGCUGCAAAUCAUGGCAGAGAAGACCGGGGAGAGGAAGCUGUGGACGCAGGACAAGUUCAACAGGCGGCUGGUGCGGAUGGUGAGGAUCGCUGACAUGGAUGAGCCGCCUGCGGUGAGAAAGGCUGGGGGAUUGGAUGGAUGCAAGCACAUGGUACGUGUGCGUGUGUUGUGUGGCGACCAGGAGUCGGAUGAGGACAGUGACCCUUUCUGGGUGAGCAACUGAUCUAAUGAGGGAGACAUGGAAUGUAGGGCUGAUGGUAUCUCUUUCCAUUAGGACCACACUGAUCACAUCCUGGUGGGCUCUUGCGCUGUGGGACUCCGGCCGCUGCUCACACUCACCCCCAUCGAUGAAGAGGUACGUCAAUGAAGAGGUACAAACACAGACGCACCCUUUCCUCCCUCUCCCCUGUGUGUCUGUGUCCAGGUGAAGAUCCACUCCGUGGACGGACACGUGACGGGCAUCAUCCACGUCAGCAUCACUGCCGUCGACAGCGGCGGCAAAACGAUCACCAAGCCACUGACUGACCCACAAGUACACACAGAAAGAUAAAUCAAUGCAGACACUGCACUGCCCGUGAUCCAUCCCAUACAUGGCCUGGCCAUCUGUCUAUCUAGCACCUGCUGGGCCAGUCGGUGGCCUUUCGGGUACACAUCGAGACGCUCUCUGGGCUGCCCCUCAACGUCACGCACCUUUUCUGCCGAUACAGCUGGUUCCAGUCUGAGGGCCUCUCCCACAGCUCCUACUUCACGGGCCGCACUGUGGACCACUCGGCCGUUUUCGACGUGCCAAAGGUGGAACAGCCGCUGCUGGGUUUCUUCACCGAGAAACCCAUGCUCAUUCAGGCAAGCGAAGAGAAUGACAAUGGCGUGGACCCACACUGUGUCCCGCUCUGCAGGUGAGGACGUUUGAGGCCGAUGCGAUGCGCAGUGCGAUUGAUGCCAUGGCGGCCGUCGGCGGGCCGUCUCCAUCCGUCGCAGCAGCGGCAGCUGCUGCUGGGGCUGACUCGCCCAUUGUGCGUGAGCUACAGCAAGAGAUAGAGCAGCUGAAACGAGAGAAGGCCGACCUCCAGAAGAGGCUCCAGCGGACAGGGGCGGGAAACACUGCGCAGAAGUCUGAGUGCUGCUGCGUCAUGUAGCUCACGCACUCACUUGCCCUAAGGAUGCCAUUCAUUGUAGAGGUGUCUCUGUGGUGUGUGUAGCGAUCUGCAGUGCGCGGCCUGCCCCAUUCCAUUUCGCCCAUGAUUUAUCGACAGCGCAGUGGCCCCCGCUCCCCCUUAUGCACGCACACUUGGUGCGUGGGCUGAUCUGAUCCCUCGAUUCAUGAAGUCUCCCAGCCAUGGCCAUGCAACGCCAUGCACCCACACACAAACACGUCAGUCAGUCAUUGUCUGUGGUCCUGGUUUAUGCGUUCACACACACAUGCACACAUGCAUACACACGUGUACGCAACGCAAAACCACCCUCCCGCCCCGCCGACAUACAUAUACCGUACGUACUGACUGCAUCGAUCGGGGGCUGGGGGGAGAGUGGAAAGAAAAAGUAUCCAGGCACCACACCACACAGCAUGCAUGCCAUGCAUUGCAGCGGGCUCUAUAUCAGAGCUGACAUAAAUAAAUAAGAC